Molecule: messenger RNA, 1523 nt
Organism: Salvia hispanica
Lineage: Eukaryota; Viridiplantae; Streptophyta; Magnoliopsida; Lamiales; Lamiaceae
Source: RefSeq, a predicted model, not a curated record
AAGAGAAAAGAUAGCAGUAGAAUUUCAAAGCGUGGCCGGCAACGUCGCUCAAUCGCCGGCUAUGGCUUCCUCACCGAUGCCGCUAAGUCUAACGCCUCUCUCACAACCCUCUCGAACACACCACUCAUUCUGCAAUGCCGCCAAAUUUCCGUACCAUCACCAUUCAAACACUAAUUCCACUUCCAAUUUAUCAAUCAGGACUUGUCGCAAUCUCACAGCUCCUACCAAUCCUUUAACCGCCAAUUCCCUUUCGAAUAACUCUCCCGUGGUCUCCGCUGACGACAAUUGGGGCGUCUGGACUGCUCUCUUCGCCACCGGCGCUUUCGGUCUCUGGUCGGAGAAGACGAAGAUCGGGAGCAUGAUUAGUGGUGCAUUAGUGAGUAUUUUGGUUGGGCUUGCAGCCAGUAAUCUGGGGAUUAUUCCGCACGAUGCGCCAGCUUAUUCUGCUGUGUUUCAGUAUUUAUUGCCACUAACGAUACCAUUGCUGCUGUUUAGAGCUGAUUUACGCCAAGUCGUACGGACUACAGGGACUUUAUUCUUGGCUUUCUUGCUAGGAUCAGUUGCAACAGUUGUUGGGACAGCAGUUGCUUUCUUGAUUGUGCCCAUGCGGUCCCUUGGUCAGGAUAGCUGGAAAAUAGCUUCUGCUCUGAUGGGCAGUUAUAUUGGUGGAGCAAUAAAUUACAUAGCAAUAUGUGAGGCACUCGCUGUUUCUCCUUCGGUUGUUGCUGCAGGUGUAGCAGCAGACAAUGUCUUAUGUGCUGUGUACUUUUUUCUCUUAUUUGCGUUGGCCUCCAAAAUACCCGCAGAUGUUGCAAAAGUGCCUGAUGAUGCUUCAUAUCCGGCGAUGGAUGAGAGCAAAGUUUCAGUGUCCCAAAUGGCUACAUCACUUGCUGUUUCCUUUGCUAUCUGUAAAGCAGCCAACUCUUUUUCCAAAACUUUUGGAAUUCAAGGAGGUGAACUUCCUGCAGUUACAGCAAUUGUUGUCCUUUUAGCAACCUUGCUUCCGAGUUUCUUUCGCUACCUGGCUCCUGCUGGUGAUGCUUUUUCUCUCGUACUCAUACAGAUAUUUUUUGCUGUUCUUGGUGCAAGUGGGAGUGUGUCGAAUGUAAUCAACACAGCUCCGAGUAUCUUUGUUUUUGCCUUUGUCCAAGUGGCUGUUCAUCUUGUUGUGAUACUUGGGCUGGGAAAAUUAUUUAGAAUCGAUAAAAAACUAUUACUACUUGCGUCAAAUGCAAACAUUGGCGGUCCAACUACAGCAGGUGGAAUGGCCACAGCGAAAGGGUGGAGCACUUUAGUUGUACCUGGCAUUCUCGUAGGGAUUUUUGGAAUAUCAAUUGCAACAUUUUUAGGAAUUGGUUUUGGAAAGAUGGUUCUCAGAUACAUGUGAAGCAAAAGACUGAAUGUGUUUUUUAUCAUAUGUGUAACACUUUCCAGUUUAGCUGUCUUCUUCUUCUUCUUUGCACCUGCUGUAACUGUUAGUUGAGAAUCAAAAAUUAAUAAUAGCACUCUACUCUAUCAUCUUA